Molecule: messenger RNA, 5860 nt
Organism: Cervus elaphus (red deer)
Lineage: Eukaryota; Metazoa; Chordata; Mammalia; Artiodactyla; Cervidae
Gene: NSF
Product: N-ethylmaleimide sensitive factor, vesicle fusing ATPase
Exons: 16
Coding region: 44-1897 (617 amino acids)
Biological process (GO): SNARE complex disassembly; intra-Golgi vesicle-mediated transport; Golgi to plasma membrane protein transport
Cellular component (GO): Golgi stack
Molecular function (GO): ATP binding; ATP hydrolysis activity
Source: RefSeq, a predicted model, not a curated record
UGAGUGCUCAGUGCUCAAGUCGUGUCUGACUCUUUGCAACUCUAUGGACUGUAACCCACCAGGCUCAUCUGUCCAUGGGAUUUUUCAGAGUAUGCAAGCUGCAAGAUGUCCUACAGAUGAAUUAUCUUUAACUAACUGCGCAGUUGUGAAUGAAAAGGAUUUCCAGUCUGGCCAGCAUGUACUUGUGAGGACCUCCCCCAACCACAGGUACACAUUUACACUGAGGACCCACCCAUCUGUGGUUCCAGGGAGCAUUGCAUUCAGCUUACCUCAGCGAAAAUGGGCUGGACUUUCUAUUGGGCAAGAAAUAGAAGUGUCCUUAUAUACCUUUGACAAAGCCAAGCAGUGUAUUGGCACGAUGACCAUCGAGAUUGAUUUCCUGCAGAAAAAAAGUAUCGACUCCAACCCAUAUGAUACUGACAAGAUGGCCGCAGAAUUUAUUCAGCAGUUCAACAACCAGGCAUUCUCAGUGGGUCAACAGCUUGUAUUUAGCUUCAAUGAGAAGCUUUUUGGCUUACUGGUCAAAGACAUUGAAGCCAUGGAUCCCAGUAUCCUCAAGGGAGAGCCUGCAACUGGUAAAAGACAGAAGAUUGAAAUAGGGCUGGUUGUUGGAAACAGCCAGGUUGCAUUUGAAAAAGCAGAAAAUUCAUCACUCAAUCUUAUUGGCAAAGCUAAAACCAAGGAAAAUCGCCAGUCUAUCAUCAAUCCUGACUGGAACUUUGAAAAAAUGGGAAUAGGAGGUCUGGACAAGGAGUUUUCAGAUAUUUUUCGACGAGCAUUUGCUUCCAGAGUAUUUCCUCCAGAGAUUGUGGAACAAAUGGGCUGCAAACAUGUUAAAGGCAUCCUGUUAUAUGGGCCUCCAGGUUGCGGUAAGACACUAUUGGCUCGACAGAUUGGCAAAAUGUUGAAUGCAAGAGAGCCUAAAGUGGUCAACGGGCCGGAAAUUCUCAACAAAUAUGUGGGAGAGUCAGAGGCUAACAUUCGUAAACUCUUUGCUGAUGCUGAAGAGGAGCAAAGGAGGCUUGGUGCCAACAGUGGCUUGCACAUCAUCAUCUUUGAUGAAAUUGAUGCCAUCUGCAAGCAGAGAGGGAGCAUGGCUGGGAGCACGGGCGUUCAUGACACUGUCGUCAACCAGCUGCUGUCCAAAAUUGAUGGCGUAGAGCAGCUGAACAACAUCUUAGUCAUUGGAAUGACCAACAGACCAGAUCUGAUCGAUGAGGCUCUCCUUCGACCUGGAAGACUGGAAGUUAAAAUGGAGAUAGGCUUACCAGAUGAGAAGGGCCGAUUACAGAUCCUUCACAUCCACACAGCAAGGAUGAGAGGGCAUCAGUUACUCUCUGCUGACGUAGACAUUAAAGAACUGGCCGUAGAGACCAAGAACUUCAGCGGCGCUGAACUGGAGGGUCUGGUGCGAGCAGCACAGUCCACUGCUAUGAACAGACACAUAAAGGCCAGUACUAAAGUGGAAGUGGACAUGGAGAAAGCAGAGAGCCUGCAGGUGACAAGAGGAGACUUCCUUGCUUCUUUGGAGAAUGAUAUCAAACCAGCAUUUGGCACAAACCAAGAGGAUUAUGCAAGUUACAUUAUGAAUGGUAUCAUCAAAUGGGGUGAUCCAGUUACUCGAGUUCUAGAAGAUGGGGAACUUCUGGUUCAACAGACUAAAAACAGUGACCGCACACCAUUGGUCAGCGUCCUCUUGGAAGGCCCUCCUCACAGUGGGAAGACAGCUUUAGCUGCUAGGAUUGCAGAGGAAUCCAACUUCCCCUUCAUCAAGAUCUGUUCUCCUGAUAAGAUGAUUGGCUUUUCUGAGACAGCCAAGUGUCAGGCCAUGAAGAAGACUCCAGAGGCUGCAGCUGCUGCCCACCCCCUAUACACAGGUGGUUCCCAGUUCAUGUGAAGAUUCCAGGAGUGGGCUCAGUGCCUUGAGAGCUCUCGGCGCCCUCAAGGUCCAUGACCAAACCUGCCCCCAAGCCCUCGGCAACAGGAGCUCCAUACCUCCUUUCACAGUGCGUCCAGCAUGCUCCUGCCACAGGCCCAGGCUCCCCACGUUUUAGGUCGUCUCUCAUGACCCACAGCCUGCCUUUGCACACAAGAGAGGAGGCACCAAAGAGGUUCAUGCUGACGGUCUCCUUAUGUCCACAGCUAAGUAGACUAUGGGUUUUUGUGUUUUCUAGAGUCUUCAUCUUCUAGAGUAGACCUCUCGUUUUUGCCCUGUUGACUGUUGUCACUCUUCUCCACACUUUUUUUCUUUCUUUCAUUCUCCCCAUUCUUUUCUUCAGCCUUCUCUUUCAGACUUCUCACCUGACUCUCAGGAUGCAUAUAUUCUGAUAAGUUUACAUGCUCUAGGAAGCUCCCUGAUGGAGCUGGGAAGACCAUAUCCUCCAGUCUGCUGUGUGUGGUCAUGGUUUUUGCCUGUUUUUCUAGCAGGGUUAUUAACAGCUCCCCUCUUGCAAGUGUCCUACGUUGCAUGAUACCUUCUGUGAUCCCCUACUGAUAACCUCUCCAGCAGGAAAAACUUGAGCAUCGUACUCUCAUCUUACUACAUGAAAGGAUCAGAAUUUAAGUUAAUUUUUUAAAGAGUCUGUAAGAUACCACCAGUAGCCCCAGCGUCAGCCCACCUGGCUAAAUGUUGUUUUGGCUUUUGGUCUGGAGAAGGCAGUGUGUAUUCCCUGGGUGCUAUUACUGAUGACAUGUUCAGCACUUUAGUUGUUGUGUCUGAGCUGAGGCAGUUUGUACAGUUUUACUUUUUCUGCAUCUCUCCUUCUAGUACCUCUCCUCCUCUUGGGGUUUAUCUAUCUGCAGUUAUGGUAGAACUUCCCCACUCAGUAUGUAAAUAUCUCAAAUUUUAGUCUGGCAGCUAAUUGCAUAUACUUGCCAAUGGAGUCCGGGUAUCUCCUUAUUUAGCAUGGGGCCAGGAAGCCAAGAAUGAAGAGGCUGAGGCGACUAGGCAGAAACAUGGAGUCAGGAGAAUAGUGGUGACCUUAUCUUACACCUGUGACUACCUAUGGGAAAGAAUGUGUGUGAGAAGUGAAAGAUGUGUGUGUAUUUAUAUUAAAGCAGAGUCAACUGAAACUGGUCAAGUUACAACUGGAAUUGCAUAGCCUUUGUCAUGGUUAGUAUGUUGUUAAGAGAGUUAGCGGCGAGUACUCCUCUCCCCAUGGUAGUAAUUAGUACAUUAAGAACUGUCUGUAAAAAAAACAAAAACAAAACAGACUACAUUAAAGGCUGUAGGUAUUUUCUUCUAAAAUGUUAGAGGUAGCCCAUGCAGUCAGCUGUGAAAUGAUUUGAAAUGCUUUGUGAAUCACAGUAUCUGAGAUAAAUUGGUGAAAAUUUAUCAUUAGUUCGGACCCCAGCACUGUCCUAAGUAAUGUUUAUAAACUCCAUAAGCUUUGAGCAGGAAGAAGGGCUGAUUCAGAGAAAGUGUAGAACUACUGCAGUAGCCCAUCCACAAUGUCCUGGGCCCCUGUGACUCAACUCCACGAUAUUACAGUCUGUCAGACAGAAUGAUAUGCUUGCAUCAAAGCCCUUCAUAUCAAUAGAAUUCUGAGCAAAUGUUUUAAAAGAGCCAAGCAUUAUUUUUAACGACUUCUAGAAAUCACCCGAGUUUGCCACACUGGCUGCUGUUAGUCCAGUCUUCAAAAAAAGAGCAAAGAACCGCAGUGGAACAGGGUCUAAACGUUUCCAUUGUCUCUCCGUUUCUCUUCUGUUUCAUCUCUCACCCACCAUGUCCCAUGCACACAGCGCCGAUGCUGACCCUUCUUCCUUCUAGUUCUUACUGACUGUGUUAGUUCCUGCAGUGCUCCUGGAUUUUCUCUGUGCCUCCUUAUAGUUGAUAUGCUCAGCUUAGAUCACUUUCUCCCCUCUUUCCUAGUGAAUUGUUCAUCCUUCAGUUCUCAGCUUAAAUGUCACUUCCUGAAUUUAGGAGACCAUCAUCAAUUUCAUAAGCUUUUAUAUCAGUCACAAUAGGCUAAAUUAUGCUGCUAUAAUGAAUAGCCCCCAAAAUCUCACGGGCUUAACACUACAGAGUUUAUUUCUUGUUCACACUACAUGUCCACCAUAACUCAGAGAGGAAGCUCUGCUGCAGCUUCUCAGAGACUCAAGCUAAUAGGUAAUAGUGGGUCCAUCGCACGUGUGAUUCCACAAUAGCCAAGCCAGGAGAAAGGAAGCACAGUAAACCAAGCCAUGGCUCUCGAAGCUCCUUUCAGAAAGUGAAAUACUCCACUCCCAUUCCCAACGCAAAUCCCAUUACCAUCCCUGACUCAAGAGGGGUUGGGAAAGUGCAGUCUGACCACGUGCCAGAAAGAGCACUAGGAUGUGCGUGGCGUCACCCCAGACUCCCACAGCUCCUGGGCUGUGCGCCACCACAUCCUCUUGUGUCUCCUCUAACCUCAUCAUGCUGUGCUUCAUCAUAGUUACAAGUGACCUUAGCUAUUACUCUCUCCACUGCCUUCAUUAGUGCUUGACACAUGAUAUGAAUUCAAAAAUAUUUGUUAAAUGAGUUAACAGAACAACGCUCCAAGAUUCAGUCCUUGGCCCUUUAUUCUUCUACUUUUACCUUUGUUCCUUGAAGAUUUCUUCCCUCUCAUGGUUUCAGCAUUCACUGCCCUGAAUGAGAUGUCCAUACUCUGACUUCAGUCAUGCAUCUCCAACUACUGCCCUGGUAUGUCUACUUGACUUUAAUGCAUAUAUUUCAGUGUAUUCCUUCAAUAAGGGUUUAUUGAUCACUUUCUGAUAAGGCAUCAUAUUAAGUGACAUGGAUACAGAGAUAAAUACAACAGUACUUGCCUUCAAAGAGCUAACAAUCUGAUGUAAUAUACGGAAGAAUACUAUGAAUCUAUAAUAUAUACACAAUAGAAAAUGCUAUACCGAAGGAGAAGAGAGGCAAGUAACUUAUGACAGGAUGAAAUUAGAACUUUGUGUUGUUUCAACCAUUGAAUCCAUUGAGCAGAUAAAUACUCUUCUGUGCUGGGUGCAGGGGGGUAACAUGAAUAAAGGUUUUAUCCACCUCACAAUCCAAUGAGGAGACAGAUGGCUAAGGAUGAAAGGGUAGAUGACUGACGGGUAUAGGGGAUGGUGCAAAGAAAAGCAGCAGAGGCAUUCUUUCCCACAUGUAUGCAGCAGAUGUUUAUUAGGCGCCAGUGAAGCAUCAGACCCUGAAGACAUAAUGCUAAGGAAGACAGUUCCUACCUUAAAGAAUAUACAGUGUGCUAGGGAGGAACUUACCAUGUAGAUUGUCACAUGAGUUGACAUUUUGCUUUUGGGCUUAUUUUUGUUGAUGAGUUUUUGGGGGUUAUUUAUUUAUUUUUGCAUCUUUGAGAGUGACUUUUUGAGCAUAGAAAAGACCAUGUGUAGCUAGUUAGAGGUCUAGAAAAUUAAAAUUCAACAUAUUAAAAUUAUAUAAUUUAAAAUCUAGGUUUUCAACACAAAAGAAAACUUAAACUUUAAAAAUAAUCCACUUAUUCUUUUUAUAAGCCAAGUAAAGGGUAGCUUAAAAAGAGAUUUUUACAACUUCAAUUUCUUUAUUUUUUUUUUCAUUAUUCAUUUGUUCCUUUAUUUUUUUUUCAAUUAUUUUUAUUAGUUGGAGGCUAAUUACUUCGCAACAUUGCAGUGGGUUUUGUCAUACCAAUUUCUUUAAAUAUUUUAACUGUACUUAGACAUUUAAAAUGUUUUUAUUUUCUCUUUGAAGUACUUCAGUUGUUUAACAAGCAAAACAUUCUAAGUUUCAAAGUAAAUCUGUAAUUACAUUUAUUUAAUAAAUUAACAAUAUGGUGGCAUAGUGGUAAAGAAUCUGCCUGCAAGUGCAGGAGAAGCUAGAGAUAUUGGUUCAAUAUCUGGGUUGGGAAGAUCCCCUGAAGUAGGA